Dicentrarchus labrax (European seabass) is the source of this 2547-nucleotide messenger RNA. It is a transcript of the gene mif4gdb, whose product is annotated as MIF4G domain containing b. Gene Ontology annotation, molecular function: protein binding; RNA binding; translation activator activity. Gene Ontology annotation, biological process: regulation of translational initiation. The transcript has 6 exons. Lineage: Eukaryota; Metazoa; Chordata; Actinopteri; Moronidae. The record is from RefSeq and is a predicted model, not a curated record. Gene Ontology annotation, cellular component: cytosol. Bases 158 to 823 code for a protein of 221 amino acids.
GACGACAGGCAGGGGUUUAUCUCGCCGUGACACUUCAUCUUUGAACGUCUGCGGCGUCUAACCCGAGCGGUGUAACCAGCUUUAGAUGUAAAGAACUGACGUUAAAUUCAAGGUACAUUUCCCGCACAUUAUUUUCUGAAUUUUGGUAUCAUCUAUAAUGGAAAACUCCACUGAUGACUACAGGAUCCAGUCUUUUGACCUGGACACACAGAUGUUGCUGAAAACAGCCUUGAAAGACCCAAGUUCUGUGAACCUGGAGAAGGUAUCCAAUAUCAUUAUGGAUCAGUCUUUAAAGGACCAGGUGUUCAGCAAAGAGGCUGGCCGCAUCUGCUACACCAUUGUGCAGGCAGAGGCCAAGCAGAGCAAUGGAAUUGUCUUCAGGAGGAACUUGUUGAACCGGCUCCAGCAGGAGUUCAACGACCGCGAGGAGACGAGGCAGCGCUCACUGCAGGAGUGGGUGUGCUAUGUUACGUUCAUCUGCAACAUCUUCGACUACCUCAAAGUGAACAACAUGCCAAUGGUGGCCCUGGUCCAUCCUGUGUUUGACUGCCUGAUGAGGCUGGCCCAACCAGAUGCUCUAAUGAAUGAGGAGGAGGUGGACUGCCUCGUGCUGCAGCUGCAUCGCAUCGGUGAGCAGCUGGAGAAGGUGAACGGCCAGCGGAUGGACGAGCUGUUCUUCCUGCUGCGGGAUGGCUUCCUGCUCCAGGAGGGCCUCACCUCCAUGGCUCGUCUGCUACUGCUGGAGAUCCUGGAGUUCAGGGCCGGAGGCUGGUUGCUCAGCAGCACCGCCCACAAGUACUACUACAGUGAAAUUGCUGACUAGGAUUGUUGCAAGGACGAGGGUGCUGAGCAGCCGUUUUGCAGGUGCGUUAGCCAACCUUUAGGCACCUUGGAUACCUCUCCUCAGUCACCACUGAUUAUAAAACCAGCAACAUCCUUCGGGAAAUCAGUAGAGGGUUUUGUGAAGAGUGCGGUUCAUAAACUGUAAAAAGACUUUCAUUUUGCUGGAUUGUUCCCUGCAUUUGAUAAUAUUACUGAAGACGUGGUGCCGUGGAUGUGGAAUGUGCAAUAGUUCACAAGGAGUUGAAGUUCAGUUAACGAGGUUUAGCCACAUUCAGGUACACUUUGUUUAAAGUUUGAUUACAGCUUAAGAAAAAAAAAAAAGCUAUAAAAGAUAUUUUUUAUGUUGUUUUUAUUUUUGACCUCGCAGGCAUUCCUGUUUUAAGAAAACAUUUCAAAUUCCAACUCAUUUCGACCAAAUCCAAAGGGCUUGAACCAGACAGUCCAGUCAGAUGCAAGCUGAUUUGGUCUUUCCUUUUUUUAACCGUUGUGUGACCAACAUUUUUAUUUAACUGAAAAUCAACAUUUUACUUUUUUAGCUGAAUAUUUGGGUGUAGAAUAGGAAUUUUACAAAAGUUUUGAAAGAGAGUUCAGAGGAAUGUUCGACCUAAUUUGUCCCAUAGGAUUCCUGUAUUACUGUUUCGUGGUAUCCCGUUAUGUGAGGCCGUUUUGUCAGAUGAAGCAUUGUGUCUUAAUUCAGGGAUCUUUCUUUUUGUUACAGCUCAACUUAUAAAUAAAAGACCAAUAGAUUGGUUACAGUUCAUAUUUAAACUGUGUCUCUACAGUCAGAUAUCAUUUGUUCCACGAAUUGUGCCAAUAUAACACGGAACAGCAUCGUCCAAUACAGGAGACUUGAUGAGGCCUAAGUUGUUCAUUUCUAGUUGAGGGUUGUGGAGGUCAGUGGUGGAAGAAGGACUCCAAUAAUUUACUGAAGUUAAAAGAAACGUGUUACUUUCCACCACUGCUGGUAUUUUUCCUCCCUUCAGGCAUAUGCAGCUCAGUUAUGAGUAUAAAGCCAGUAGAAAAGUAUUUUUCCUUUUGAAUUCAGCUUCCACCAGCACUAAACACAAACACUAUGUAGCUGAGCUCAGUUUUCUGUUGGAGUCUGUUGUUACCCUUGUAGUGACGGCUUUACGGUCUUCAACCAAAGCUCUGCCUUUGAAUCGGACGCAAAGCAUCGGACAAGAUGUCAUGUGGUUAAAACAUUAAAUCUCUUUUUGAAAUGUCAUUAUUUUUUAAAGUUGUACCUGUAAUAAUAUGUAAAUAAUUAAAACAUUAAUAUGAAAUUGGCUUUCGUAGCUGGCAGUCUGACAAAUCAACCUCUGAUCAAUUCAGAGAAAGAAUCAUCAAUAUUAGAAGAGAAUUUAAUUAAAAGUGCAGCCAUUUUGCAUUUAAAUCUCCCAAAAUUCUCUUUUCUAGUUGUGUUUGAAGAUUUGUGUACAGACGUUUGAUAUUUUUCACCACAUUUAGACCAAACUAAUAAAACUAAUAAGAGGCUAAAUAGGUUGAACUGAUCCUAAAGAGCUAAAUUAGGAAUAACUGAGUUUGAAUGCUGUAGACACAAUACUGACUGCAAUAUAUGUUUAUAUAUUUUAUUACACUGUUGCAACAUUUUUACAUUACUCAAUUCCAUUUUUUUUACGGUUGGGUUGUACAUUUAAUGCAAAUUUAUUUGUUCUAAUAAAACUUGGGACGUUUUUUCAUUAA